AUGGCCUACAGCUGCGUGGGGAGGUGCGCGCCGUUAUUCUUCCUCGCCGUGGUCUUUGACGCAGGGGGUCUGGUGGUACUUCUGGUCGGGAUUUUCGGCAACCUGAACAUGGACGGACGGUUCUAUGGGGAUUUCCUCAUCUUCACGGGCUCGAUCAUUAUUUGCCUCAGUUUGGUGUGGUGGGUUCUGUGGUACACGGGGAACGUCCAGGUGGACGCAGAGGACAGGACGGGCUCUCUGGAUAUCGCCUUUACGCACUGGGCAAGGAAGCUGUCUGAGAGGCUCUCCAUAAGGGGCAUGAAGCACCUGGAAGCUGGAGAGGUGAAAAAGAAGAAGAUGAGCUUGGGGGACGGGAAGGAGAUGAACGGGACGGGGACGGAGACGGUGCGUGCUUUUGCGCCUUCUCGGGUCACUUGGGAAUCCGGCAGCAAUGGAGCAAUGUCGGGUCAUUACAACAGCGGGUUUGAUGGAGGGACUGAAGCAUACAAAAACGUGGAGUUGGGGGUGCUGAAGAGUUCAGACGUGGCUCUGCAGGCAGCGGGUGACAAAGCAGAGAGGCUCCUCUGA
This is a messenger RNA of Scomber japonicus (chub mackerel), 567 nucleotides long. RefSeq names its product transmembrane protein 238-like. Bases 1 to 567 code for a protein of 188 amino acids. The record is from RefSeq and is a predicted model, not a curated record. The transcript has a single exon. NCBI's taxonomy places the organism in Eukaryota, Metazoa, Chordata, Actinopteri, Scombriformes, Scombridae.